CCAUUGGCGUCUUUGUUCAGAAACAUAUACUAGCAGCAGACAGUCGCGAAAAAUUCACACCACAGACCCACUUCGCGAUUUUCUCUAGCAGCGGCCAAAUCCUUCGCAAAUUCGUCCGUGUCUUUGUGAUUUCGCCCUCCAUUCAUCAAUCGGUGCUAGUUUUCCCCAAAUUCGUCCAAUUUAUUCGGUGAUUUAUGGCAUCUUCUUCAACUUCUCGUCGUCGGCUCUUAUGUGGUCCUGAGGACCCCUCCGUAUUAUAUCUGCAGAGACAACACGUCUCUAAUAACAUAUGGGCAGGAGUGCCAUCGGAAGACGUACGGUGUAGAAGAUACGAAGGAAUCAUAUGGGAUGUUCCCAUAAAUCCUCGUGUUUUGGCGGUUAUAGAUGAGAUGGGGUUCGGCGGGAUGUUGAGGUGUGGUCAACCGAAAGACAUUGACCACCAUCUUAUCACCGCUUUGAUUGAACGUUGGAGGCCAGAGACUCACACGUUUCACUUUCCAGUCGGUGAAGCGACUGUGAGCUUAGAGGACGUGGAGGUCUUAUGGGGCCUCAAAACUGACGGUGAGCCUCUGACGGGUUACAUCCCCACUAAGGAUGUCAACUAUUGGAAGGAUGUUUGUCUGGGUUUUCUUGGCUUUAUUCCAGAUGCAGUUGAUCUAAAAGAAUUGAACUGGAAGCAGACAAGCUUAUCAAAUCAACUGCGGAUUGAGUUGAGUGAUGACCACGAGCAAUACAUGUACAAUCAACGUGCUCGUGUGUAUUGUCUGCUGUUACUGGGUGGUCUACUGAUCCCGAACGCUACCGGUAAUAAAAUUCCCUUCUUCUACCUUCAGUUUUUCAUGGAUAUAGAACAAUGUGCUAGCUAUAGCUGGGGAGGUGCGACUCUUGCCUGCUUGUACCACAAUCUAUGUGAAGCUGCACUUGGUAAGAGGACCGAUGUCGGGGGAGCUCUUACAUUGUUACAGCUGUGGGCUUGGGAAAGAAUCCCAAUUAUUAGACCGCAGAUGCUGAACCCCGCGCCCGUAGACUACUUACCAUGUGCAGUCGCAUGGACUGGUCGGGCCUCUUAUGUAAAAGCACCGGGGCAUUGCAUUGAAACUUUCAGAGAUCAGUUCUCAACAAUGCAUGUCAAUCAGGUAAUUUACGUAAACUAAAUUGUUGCUAGUGUGUUGUUUUGAUUGAACUUGUUUUGACUAAAUAAGUUUCAUAUUUAGUUUAUUUGGAGGCCGUAUGAAUCGCGAAAUCUGCCGGAUGUUUGUGUUGCCGGUCGUCCUAUAUGGACGUCGAUGACAACACUAAUCUGCUGGAAUAUGGUUGAGCCACACAUGCCACAGCGGGUGUUGCGACAAUUUGGGAUUGUCCAACCUUAUAUCCCGAUUGUCGACCGGUUCCACGGAUCUGAUUUUACGAAACAGGAUCGACGUGGCAAAGCAGGUCGGAACUGGGUUCAGUGGCACGCCAAUCAUAUACAAGAUUGGCAUAAUAGGCACGACACGGUGUAUGUUGAUUUGGAGUACUCAAUGGUGCCUGUUGCUACUGAUGAGUACAUGGAUUGGUUUCGCCGGA
Salvia splendens (bonfire salvia) is the source of this 1566-nucleotide messenger RNA. RefSeq names its product protein MAIN-LIKE 1-like. NCBI's taxonomy places the organism in Eukaryota, Viridiplantae, Streptophyta, Magnoliopsida, Lamiales, Lamiaceae. The transcript is spliced from 3 exons. Bases 195 to 1154 code for a protein of 319 amino acids. The record is from RefSeq and is a predicted model, not a curated record. Gene Ontology annotation, biological process: meristem development; meristem maintenance.